This is a messenger RNA of Perca fluviatilis (European perch), 3763 nucleotides long. RefSeq names its product G protein-regulated inducer of neurite outgrowth 1 (gene gprin1). The transcript is spliced from 2 exons. Gene Ontology annotation, biological process: neuron projection development. Lineage: Eukaryota; Metazoa; Chordata; Actinopteri; Perciformes; Percidae. Gene Ontology annotation, cellular component: plasma membrane. The coding region runs from base 295 to 2475 and encodes 726 amino acids. The record is from RefSeq and is a predicted model, not a curated record.
CUGCCAGAACCCGACCGUGGUUUCCAGGGAAACUGGAAAUUGUGAAGCUUUUCUAUAGACACAGCCACAGCUAAGAGAGCGAGGAUUGCCUAACAUAGAUUAUUCUAGGGACAAACCUGCAGCCACUGCAAUCCCUAUCAAUCAACAGUGGAACUGUACGGACAGAUGUGGGUCUCUGUCAACAGUGAGAUUUUGCGAUGUUUGUCCCAUAUGUGAGAGAGAGAGAGUUGUGAAGAGACUUCAGUCUGACUUGGACUGCUGAGGUGCUUCCACCACUUUAAAUGCAGAGACAAAAUGGGAAGUCUGAAGGACAAGAUGAGAGGUCUCAGAGAGGACCGCAAGUCCUGUGAGAAGACGGACGAUGGAGAGCGUCCGGGCGGCUCCGACGGCAGCGCUGCGCCUGAGGGACCUGAGACAAACACGAGUCAAGAGUCAGCAACUCGUCAGCCACAACUUCACAUGAACCCCGGCUACGUUGAAGAGAGAGACCAGAGUGAAAAAUCCAAAGAUCGAGAGCUUUCAGGAGAGGGUUGCGUUAAAGAGUCUACGCAGACUGACACCGUCCCUCUUACACAACACACUGAAGACGAUGAAACAGCAGCAGCAGCAGCAGCAGCAGCAGCAGCUACACAUAACGACACGGCGGGCUCGAAUAAGUCCCCGGGUGACGGAGUUGGAGUUGGUGAAAUUCAGGAAGAGACGUCUAGGGAUAAAAACGUGGCUCAUGAAAUAGAAAAAAAGACAGCCAUUGAAAAUAUAUUGGUGCCUGUGCCAGCAAGUCCGGGCCCCUCAGAUCCACGAUCCCCAGCUCCUUGUGGCCAGCGCCACAUGCCCACACAGGUCAGCCUGGAGGUGGUCCAGUGUCGCUCUGCGGCCACCAGCCCCAUGACGCCUCCCGAGGGCGGCCACUCCUUCUUCUUCCCGAGCUCUUUUGGGAAGCCAGGAGCCGUGGGUGCCGUCACUAAAGACGCUGAGCUGCAGGUGGGUCACCAGGUGGAGUUCUGCUCCGUGGCCACGUCCCCCAUGACCCCUAAGACGCCCUCGACCACAGCUUUCCCAGAGCUCAGCGACAGAGAGGCGGCGCAGAAGCAGAAGGGGGAGAAUGUGAAAAAGAGUGACGCGCAGAGGGAGAGUGACAAACAAGAGAGUUUCCCCGUGACAAAAAGUCUACAAGAGGCCGAGCCCGAGAUAACUGGAGCUCUGGGAAGUAUCACGUCAAAGGAGCCGAGUGAGGGCUUCAGCUCAAAUGCGUCUCCAGAGAUCUCCGCCAGCUGCGCUGCUGCCGGGUUAGUAGUUUCACCUGUAACCCUGCGGGAUGGCAAUCAGCCGUGUAAACAGCAGAGGAUGGGGAGUAUGGACCAAGACAUCACCAUUCUGGUGACCCACUAUGGCAACAAUGAGGAGGAAGAGGGAGAGAAGUCGGAAUCAUCUUGUUUUACCAUUGAGCCAGAGAUGGUCAAAAUAGACGAAUAUGAGGAACUAAGAGAGAACAGCGGUGAUGUAAAGAGGGAGGACGGAAUGGAAAUGAUCUCCGCAGGAACGGUUGCCCCUGAUGUACAAGACGCCUCAAACUCCAACUGUGAAGAAUCCUCUGUGUCCGCUUGUGACGAACCAAAGACAAACGUGAACGCUGAAAGUUCAGAGGCGGGAGAAACCAAAGGUGCGUGCGGAGAGUUGAGAGACGCGACAAAGCCUCCCGUCCCUGAAUCUCCAGCCCCCUUCGGCUGCCACAACAUCCGCACUCAGGUGAGCCUGGAGGUGGUGCAGUGUCAGUCUGCGGCCACCAGCCCUAUGACCCCUCCCGAGGGCGACCAAGCCUUCUACUUCCCCAGCUCUCUGGGGAUGGGUGGAGGUGGAGGUGGAGGGGUCGGCACGGAGACCAAAGACGCCGAGCUGCAGGUGGGUCAGCAGGUGGAGUUUCGCUCUGUCGCUACAGCGCCCAUGACCCCGAGGACGCCCACCGUCACGUUUUUUCCUGAGAUCAGGAAGGACGCAAGCACAGAGGAGAAGAUAGUGGAGGAGGAAGAGGAGGACACACAGGCGCAGGUGGCGGAGGACAAAGAGGAGGAGAAAGUAAGCGGAGAGAAAAAAGAAGAAGACACAAAGGAGGCACCGGAUUGCGAGGAGCCGGUGCAGGAAGUGAGCUGGGAUGAAAAGGGGAUGACGUGGGAGGUGUACGGGGCGGUGGUGGAAGUGGCAGUGUUGGGCUCGGCCAUCCAGAAACACCUGGAGAAACAGGUGAAGAAGCAGAAGCCCUCCAUGCCUCCCCCUCCUCCGCUCAACCCCUCCGCCAUGCCCCUCACUCCCGAGUGCAUCCAGGGCGGGGGUUCUGGUUUUGGUUCGGGUAAGGGCCGGGCGGGGGAAAGGGGAGGGCGGGAUGGGGAGGUGAGCCGACGCAGAAGAAACCCCUUCCGUCAGCUGAUGGAGAACAUGCAGCAGCCUCACUGCUGCUCCAGAGCUCACACCGCGGAGUGACACGAGAAUCCCGUCGAGGAAACAACAGCUGGUUGGAGGAACACCUGAUCACAUGACACACGUGUCUGCGAUAGAGUGAUUUACUUCAACGAGACUUCAAAAUGGUGAGAAGGAAAUCACCUCACACCAGACAGACAAAAAAAGAAGCACAAAAGCAUUUAAUAUCCAACUUUUAUAAAAGAGCAUUAAGAAUCAACCAGCUCGUAGAAGAUGGGGUAUCGUUUUUUUCUCCUUUUCUUGGAGUUCCAUGUUCAGAAAAACGAUCAGUGCCAUCGUUAGCUCUUCUCCUUUAAUAUUUUUCACCAAGACCAUUCAAUUGUCCACUGAGUCAUUUUAGCUGUUGAUGUUUUUCUGUUUUUUUUUUUUUAAUGCACCUCAGACAAUAUGAAGCCAUGGCAAUCCUUCUGCUGGUUGCUUACAAGCUUAACACAGCUUUAACUGUGGGAGAGGAGUGACAGCUUUUGAUUGUGAUUUAUAAUGUGAUUUUGUUUCAAAUGUAUAUUAAGUUAAAAUUGAUCCCUGGCGUGUGUGUGUGUGUGCGUGCGUGCGUGCGUGCGUGUGUGCGUGUGUGUCUCCCUACCAUUAGUGCAGGCUUUUGUAUUGUAUUCUGCUUUUAGAUUUGGCACAAUGCUUUGACUUGUUUGUAUUGUGAAAGUAUAAAAAAUGUACAAAUGGCGAGCACAAUCAACACCUGAUAUGAUGAGGAUAUUUUUAGUCAUUACUACUUAAUGUAUUUUAAUGCCUUGAUUAGUGAUUCCGUUGUAAAAGAUGUGAUGAAACCUAUUUUAACUGUGUUUUAAUUCAAAGGUUGUUACAGUGCCAGUGGUGUUGGUGUUCAUACGUUGAGUUCAUAAAAGCGGGUUUAAAUCCACAUUUGGAGAAAUUGAUUUUUAUUCACGUUGCACUUGUGAUACAUUCAUUUAUAUGUCAGUAAACAGUGAAAUACUAUUUUUAAUCCACUGCUUGUAGGAAGUCACACUGCAUGAGUUUUUUUUUUAAAUAAGUAUCUCAAACUCAAAGCAAUCAAUGACAAAUUAAACAGGCAAAAGGUUAACCCUUUUGGCUGACAUGCGUUCAUAAAUAAGUAAUUCAUUCAUACUUUGAUAUUAUGCAAUAUUUUCUUCUUUUUGAAUUUGUUAUUUCUAAUAGAAGCAGCUGCAACACAAAUUAACAUUGUAUGUUGACAUAAUGUAUAAUACAGUUUGUUUCAAAGCAAACCAAACAGUUUUUAAACCGCCGCUUAAUAUACAGUAUUAACUAAAAUAAAGUGAUCAACAUGUGCAACAAA